Messenger RNA from Trichechus manatus latirostris (Florida manatee), 1050 nucleotides. Its product is annotated as olfactory receptor 2H1-like. The transcript has a single exon. The coding region runs from base 1 to 933 and encodes 310 amino acids. NCBI's taxonomy places the organism in Eukaryota, Metazoa, Chordata, Mammalia, Sirenia, Trichechidae. Gene Ontology annotation, cellular component: plasma membrane. Gene Ontology annotation, molecular function: G protein-coupled receptor activity; olfactory receptor activity. The record is from RefSeq and is a predicted model, not a curated record. Gene Ontology annotation, biological process: detection of chemical stimulus involved in sensory perception of smell; G protein-coupled receptor signaling pathway.
AUGAAGGGGACAAAUGUUAGCCACCCAGCAGGUUUCAUCUUGCUGGGCUUUUCUGACCAGCCCCAGUUGGAGAUGUUUCUCCUUCUGGUCAUUUCUAUCAUAUACAUUCUGACAUUGAUGGGGAACACAGCUAUCAUACUGAUCUUAUACUUGAACCCCAAACUCCAUAUACCCAUGUACUUCUUCCUGUCUAAUCUCUCUUUCCUGGACCUCUGUUUCACUACCAGUAUUGUCCCACAGAUGCUUUGGAAUCUCAAGGGCCCUGAGAAGACCAUUAGCUACACUGGUUGUGUGAUCCAGCUAUACAUUGUUUUGGGGCUGGGCUCCACAGAGUGUAUCCUCCUGACUGUUAUGGCCUAUGACCGCUUCAAUGCUAUCUGUCGACCCCUGCAUUAUGGUGUUAUCAUGCACCCCAAGCUUCUUUGGCAACUAGCAGCUGUGGCCUGGAUCAGUGGUUUUGUGGAGGCCACAGUUCAGACCAUCCUUGUUUUCCCAUUGCCUCUCUGCAGCCACCACAUGGUGGAUGAUUUUAUGUGUGAGGAGCCUGCCCUCAUUAAAAUUGCCUGUGUGGACACAACCUUCCUGGAAAAUGAACUCUCUGUAGCUAGUGUCCUGUAUGUGGUUUUACCUCUGGGACUUGUUUUGGUCUCCUACGGCUGCAUUGUGAGGAGUGUGCUGAGAAUAAAAUCAGCUGAAAGCAGAAGGAAAGCAUUCGGGACCUGUGGGUCUCACGUGAUUGUUGUGGUUUUGUUCUUUGGGACUAUAAUUUCCGUCUACAUACAACCCAAGAGCAAGCACACACAGAAGCACAGUAAAUUCCUCACCCUCUUCUAUACUGUAUUGAUUCCCUCACUUAAUCCUUUGAUCUACACUUUGAGAAACAAAGAGGUUAAGUGGGCUCUGUUAAGGCUGCUGCUAAGAGACUCAAAAUAGGGAGAAAUGUGAAAUACACUUGUCUCAGGAAAAGGCAACUUUCAGUGCAGUCAGUGAGACAGAGGCAUUAUUUUAAUCUUGAUAUCUAUACCAACAGAUAUAUUUUUUUGAGAAAAA